This is a messenger RNA of Paramecium tetraurelia, 2307 nucleotides long. RefSeq lists its product as uncharacterized. Gene Ontology annotation, molecular function: voltage-gated potassium channel activity. Gene Ontology annotation, cellular component: membrane. NCBI's taxonomy places the organism in Eukaryota, Ciliophora, Oligohymenophorea, Peniculida, Parameciidae. The record is from RefSeq and is a predicted model, not a curated record. Gene Ontology annotation, biological process: potassium ion transmembrane transport; regulation of membrane potential. The transcript has 6 exons.
AUGUUUCUCGAAAAGAAUAUUAUUAUGUCUUAGAAAACUGGAUAAGUUUGGGGAAAAGUAAAUAAGUCUAAAUUCGCCAGAUUCAAAAGAAAGUUGACCAGAAAAUGGAGAGCAAUAAAGAAGUCAAAAAUUGCAUAGAAAAUAACUAAAUCGAUUAAACAUAUCCCAAUAAUAAAUCCAAACAACGAAUUCAAAUUGAUCUGGGAUAUCUUUCUAGCUUUUAUAAGAUUCUAUCUUCUGUUUGUCAUUCCUUAUGAAAUAGCAUUCAGUAAUAAACUCUUAUAUAAUCAACUCCUAUGGACAUUACAGGUUUCCAUCGCUUUAUUGAUCUUUGAUAUUUUAUUAAACUUUAUAACAUCCUUUUAUGAGAAAGGUUAUUUGAUAUCAAACCAUUAUAAAGUGGCUCGUAAUUACAUAAGGAACGGUUUCAUUUAUGAUAUUUUUUGUGUUAUAACAUUAGUCUUAGUACUUGCUCAGGAACUCAGUGAACAAAAUAGUUAUAUCGAUUAUAAACACCAGAGUGUGAUUAGCAUCUUAGGAAUCAUCAUCUAAUUAUAAAAUAUCAUUCGAGUCUUUUAGAGACUAUAAAACAGCUAAGAUUAUUCAGAAACUACUUCAUUGUUAAUAGACCUAAUUAAACUAGUGAUGUUUUUAUUCUUACUGGAACAUCUAUUUAGUUGUAUUUGGUACUUCGUUGGCAUUUAAGAUAUUGCUGAAGAUUCCUGGAUAAAAGCUAAUGGGUUAUCUGAUGCUCCUUACACUGAUUAAUAUAUAACGGCAUUUUACUUCUCGUCGGUUACAAUGUUUACUGUAGGAUAUGGAGACGUUGUUCCAAGAAAUAUCUAUGAGAGAUUAGUGACCAUAGGAUUUAUGGUUUGUUCAACUUUAUAAUUGUCAUAUACGGUUUCAGCGAUCUGGAAUGUGUAUUCAAAAUUGAAUGAGAAAAGUGAAGAUCACAUUCGCAAAAUGAGAGCUAUCAAUACUUAUAUGAAGAGUGUGAACAUAUCCAAUCAACUCAAAUAUGAAAUUAGAGAAUAUUUAACAUUCUAUUGGAAAGAACAGAAACUAGAGGAGAACUUAGAAGUUAAGGAUAUAAUAGGUUAAUUAUCUCAAGACCUUUAGGAGAAUCUCAUCUUCGAGGCUAACUCUAUCAUAGUCAAAGGGUGUAAGCUAUUUAACAACUAUUUUUCCCAUGAAUUCAAAGCUGAAUGCUUAAAACAUGUUCAAUCAAUAACUCUUACGCCAUGCAAGACUGUGCCAUUUGAUUAGCCAUGUUUAUUUUUCAUAGAAAGGGGAUCUAUUGGAACAUAUUUAAGAAAUAAUAGACUUCGAUUAGCAACCCUCUAAACUGGAGAUAAUUUUGGAUUAAGAGAAUUUAUGUUUGAUGAUAUCCCAUCUUUAAGAUACACUUCUGUUGCUUUUAGCAAAUUGGUCUUCAUCACAAAAAAAGACUUCAUGAAAGUCCUUUAACAAUAUCCUGAAGAUCAUGAAUAAUAUUGCUAAUUGAAAGAACAACUCAUCUUUGACAAAUCAUAUUUUGGUAUGGAUUGUUAUUCAUGCAAAAGCCUUUAACAUACUAUUCAGCAGUGUCCUUUGCUGACAUUUAAUCCAGACACAGAUUCAGUCAUCAAAAAACAUCAGUACCCUUAAUUACAAACUAGAAGGCCCUAUAAAAGGAUAUUUGAAAGGAAAAGACGAGCUAUUUUUAAGGAACUUAAAUAAAAUGAUAAUGCAGAUAAGAUUUAAUUAACUAUCCCAACAAUAGAAUCAUCAGAUUCUUCUGAAUUUGAAUUAAAAGAAUCUUGGAAAGCUUCUCAUUCAAACUACUUUUAAAAAAUGUAAAAUAUCACAAGGAGAUAAUUUCCCAACAAACAAGCCUUAAAUAUUAAGUAAAUACGAUAAAAAUUACACCCUACAAACUAGACUGUCUAAAUAUUAGAAUUACAUAAUCCAAGAGAAUUUGAUGAAGAAUGUUUAAGAGAAAGUGAUAAAAUAUUGUUAGAAGACUUAAAAUUAAAACUGAACUAGAGAAUUAAUUUAGAAAUAGAUUGUAUUAAGAAUUACAAAAAUUAUCAUCCUGAUUUUAAUUCUGCUUGGCUGUUUAAAAGUACAAAAAUAAACUUGAAAUUCUUUGAAUAAUGGAAGUAACUCAGUCUCUUUCUUACUUUUCCAUAUGAAUUCAUUAAAAAAUAUCGCUAAACCAUUCUUAGAGGUAGCCAGCUUGUAAGUCCCCAGAAAGAUGUCAGUCAUCAUAGGAAAAAGAAAAGGGCAACUGCGUUGUAUUUUAAACCGGUUUAGGUGAAAUGA